CACACCGUUACUUAGGAGAAGAAGAAGAAGCCCGAGAAGACGCGGAAGUUUGUUUGUUUGGUGAAACCUGCAGUUAAAGUGCAGCGAGUUGAGCUGAAGCGGAGCUACCGGGGACCGAUAAACCGGAGGAGGACUGUUUGUGUCGGUCUGAGCGGAAAUGUCGCAGAUCAGGGAGUACCUGGACGCCGCGGCUCGGCUUUAUGAGCGCUACACGGAGUUUGUGCGGAGGAACCCUGCAGCCACAGCUCAGCUGGAGAACACAGUCCGAACCCUGUCCUACCUGAUGGCAGGGCGCUUCGCUGAUUCUCAUGAGAUCUCCGAGCUUGUGUACUCUGCCUCCAACCUAUUGGUCCUGUUCAACGACAGCAUCCUGCGUAAAGGAGUGAGAGGCGCCCUCUCCACGCCCUCGUCUCAGCAGAGAAUCCUCACCUGGCUGUCGGUGCUGGAGUACGUGGAGGUGUUUCUGGAGGUGGGGGCUGGGAAGCUGUGGGGCGAGGCGGGCCGUUGGCUGGUGAUCGGACUCAUUCACAUUUUUAAGGCAGUUUUUCGCCUCGUUCUCCUCCUGAUGUACAAAUCGGGCCUGCAGACUUCACCUCCCAUAAUCCCCCUGGACAGAGUCUCUGAAUGUGUCAGUGAAGACGACGCCUCAGACGAGCAGCAGGACGACUCCUGCUUCGUGGGUCAGAGGUCGGGUCGAGUCAUCAGACCUCUAGGCAGCGCACCGUCCCUGCAGAGCCGCUUAUGGGGCGCUCCCACGCAGAGGAAGAGGAGGAGCAGCCUGAGGGAGAAGAUCAACAGCAGGCCGACUGACCUGAGCUUCCAGGAGACGCUCGCCGAGUCCGUUUACAUCAGCCGGCCUCUGGUGCACCUCCUCUGCCUCGGCGUCUGUGGGAAGCAGUCGUGGAAGCCGUGGCUCGUCUCUGCCGCCCUGGAGCUGUCGAGCUUCGCCGUCCUCAACGACACCAAGUUUGAAAACCGAUGGGAGAAAGCGGAGAUGAAGAGGCGCGCCUUCCUGCUGUGCUACUACCUGCUGCGCUCGCCGUUCUACGACAAAUACUCCGAGGAGAAGAUCGUUUUCCUGCUCAGACUUCUGGCCGACCACGUUCCGGGAAUCGGACUCGUGGCGCGUCCUCUGAUGGAUUACCUGCCCACCUGGCAGAAGAUCUACUUCUACAACUGGGGGUAGACCUUCACCGCUCCCCCUGGACUAAAGAGCAACGUUCCCAUCGGUCCUGGGAGAACAGACUUUCCUCACUCUGAGGACCUGAUUGUCUGCGGAGGUCAGGCAUGUGGAGCUGCUCCAUUCCUCAGACCUGUGAUUUACGCUGCGGCUCCACGCCGACGGCUCGGAUAAUUUACGGUGGGAUCUCUGAGCGCACAUCGGCUCGGUCCCUGCAGGCCAGAGAGCCGCUUCAUUCCCACAACUGAUGACUUUCCUCCAAUCAGAGGAAAACUGAUUUAUUAUCCUGCAGAAAUAAAGAUGAUCUGGAUGAGACUGUAAAAGAUUUCUGUGUGAGAGACUGAGUCAACGAGAAGCUGCGGGGUUUUUCGUCUUUAUUAACAUACUGAACACGGUUCUCUGUAGCCUACAAAUAAAUAUCUUGAUCCUC
Messenger RNA from Fundulus heteroclitus (mummichog), 1610 nucleotides. RefSeq names its product peroxisomal biogenesis factor 16 (gene pex16). The record is from RefSeq and is a predicted model, not a curated record. The coding region runs from base 158 to 1186 and encodes 342 amino acids. The transcript is spliced from 11 exons. Lineage: Eukaryota; Metazoa; Chordata; Actinopteri; Cyprinodontiformes; Fundulidae. Gene Ontology annotation, cellular component: peroxisomal membrane. Gene Ontology annotation, biological process: peroxisome organization.